CGAUUCCUCGUCGGCUCCUCCAGUCUCCUCUCCUCCUCUCCUCCAGCGGCGAUUAGGGUUCUAUCCCAAGCCGGAGCCGCCACCGUCCCACGAAUCCCUGCCGCGCCGUCCUCCGCGAAGCCAUGACGCCGCCACCUUCUCCUGGAUAACCGCCUCCGCCUCCCUCCUGUUUCGUGGCGCCCGCGGCCCUGCCUCGUGGGCUCCCGCACCGACCGCUCCGGCCAGGGCGCCGCCACGUCCUCGUGCCUCUCCCAUUCCCCGCCGAGAUCCCGCCCGGGCUGGAGUACCUCUCCUCGUACCCUCGGAUUCGUUCCCUGGCCGCCGCCUUCGUCCCCAAGCCGAGCCGCCACGUAUUCGUCCACCUGCCGCCGCCGGAUUCAUCCCCACGCCGCCGUUCGUGCUGCUGGUUCGAGAGCUGGAGACGGGAGAGACUCGUCCAAUCGGGGGACUGCGACUGCGAGAGACACGGUGGUCUGUUGCCGCUGGCCUGUCACCCGCUGCCGCCGGCGGCCCAGAGGCAGGACCUUCCCCUCUCCCCGUCUAGGCCUAGCCCACUCCCCGCACGCUGUGCUAGGGUUACGCCUCGCCGUCGCCGGCCAGCACUCCUGCCGUCGCCUACUCACCGUCUCCCUCCCCGACUCAGCCCCCAAUGGAUUCAUCCCAUGAAACAACCGUCGAAGUGGUGAUGGCAACUCCGGCAAUGUACAGUGGUUGCAGCAAUUCCGAUGCUAGCUUUGAUGGAUAUCAACAUACAGGGAUGAUGUCAGGAAUUCAGGCUGUGGAAGAAGAUGAGUUUGGCAGUACGCAACUCCCCAAGGAAAUAAUUGCCGAUUCGGAGGAGGAAGGAAGCUUGUCAUCUAGCCCUGAAACUUCAUCUACCAGUAAUUACGGUUACAUACAACAAGAUUUGCAGAAUAUCUCCAAUGCUUUGCAUGAAAUGGUUGACAAAGAAGGACCUGUUGUGCUUAAUCCUGAUUUUGCAUUUUGCGACUCAGCCUUGCAUCUUCUGCCUCACCUAACUUUUUCAUCAGAAGGGUUCAAGAUUGAACAUUUUGAUAUGGCUUCAUGUGAAGAUGAUGAGAUGAUGACAAGUCUAUGUUGGGAUGUUUGUGACAUCGUUAGCAUCGGUUGUAAAUGGACUGCGAGUGUGGAAUCUGCCUUUAUAACUCUCCUUGUUGGAUCCAGUGCAAAAGCCACAAAUUCAGGUCCUGUCAGGGUGGAAUUUUGUCUUACAGAUCCACACUGGCCACGGAAGCAAGAAAAGAUUUGGCAUCUUGCAUCACGAUACCAAGAGAUUUGGAACACUCCAUCCAUAUCUAUCAGCGAGGAUUUUGCACCGGAGAGUUGGAGCAUUGAACCCAGUUUAUUUUACCCUAAGCAAUACUUUUUUGGCACUUCAGACUUUGAAGACAUUAUCUAUCCUAAAGGAGAGCCAGAUGCUGUUUCCAUUAGCAGCAGAGAUGUUGAGCUGCUUCUUCCUGAAACAUUCGUCAAUGACACAAUAAUUGACUUCUAUAUCAAAUACUUAAGCACAAGAAUCGAAACAACUGUAAAGCGCAGGUUCCACUUCUUUAAUAGCUUCUUUUUUCGCAAGCUGAAGGAUCUUGACAAAGAUCAAGGGAGAGCUCCAGAAGGUAGAACAGCAUUUUUACGUGUUCGCAAAUGGACCCGCAAAAUAGACAUAUUUGCGAAGGAUUUUCUAUUUAUUCCAGUGAACUUCAACUUGCAUUGGAGCUUAAUUGUGAUUUGUCAUCCUGGAGAAGUGGCAACAUAUGAGGAUGAUGAAACCAAGGUACCUGGUAAAGUUCCAUGUAUAUUACACAUGGAUUCUCUUAAAGAUAGUCAUAGUGGACUGAAGGACAUUGUUCAAAGCUAUCUAUGGGAAGAGUGGAAGGAAAGGCACCCUGAAUCAGCAUUAGAUAUUUCAGACAAAUUCUUAAACCUGAGAUUUGUCUCCCUUGAGCUCCCUCAGCAAGAUAAUUCAUUUGACUGUGGCCUGUUCCUUCUCCAUUAUGUGGAACUCUUUCUGAUGGAUGUUCCCAGUAGCUUCAACCCGUUAAAGAUUGAUGUACACUCAAGCUUUCUCAGUGAUGAUUGGUUUGUACCCGCUGAAGCUUCUCUGAAGCGCUCACUGAUACGAAAGUUAAUCCAUGAGCUAGUGACAGAACCUUCUCCAAAUUUUCCAAAACUAGCCUGUGGUCUCGAGCAGCUUAAUGAAAGACAUCAAAGAAGUGAACAUACUGAACAGGAAGGAGCUAGAGAGUUCCCUGCUCUGGGGUGCUCUGUUGGUGAACCCGACACAGUUUGCCAAAUUCCUGAAACAUGUCCACAAUCCACAUCCAUCUGCUUGAAUGAUUCUGAAAGGGGUCUACCUCUUUCAGGAAGCAUUUUGGAGACUGGAGAGGUUGCAAUGUUUGCUGUACAAAAUAUGCUGGUAUGUCCACCAGACAGUGAUAGUGUCGUCUGCCUGCCAAGCCCGGGUGCGAAAAAUAAGUCACUUCUUGCAGAUUUGGAUAGUCAACUUGAUCUGAGAUCAUGUGCUGAAGCGUUAGAGGGUGAUGGUUGUGUGGUAAAAGACAAGGACACUUAUGAGGAAUCUGUUCUCGAUUCUUUGCAUAAUAACCAAAAAAAUUCCAGCCAGGCAGAAGUUAAUGUGCUUGGUGUUAUGGACUCCAAAGAACUUUCUUUAGAGGCAAACGGAAGUGAAGUUGAGGAUGAUUGUGAUGAUUCCCAAGAUAUGGAUUCUUUCAUGAUGCUUGAUGCCAGCAAAGAUGACACUGGACCUGAUGCAGAAAGCACCGGAGGCGAAGCUGAGCAUGGCAGAUGUGAUCUUCCUGAUGUCAUGGAUUGUGUUGCGACCGGUGAUAUAAACGGGGAUUCUGAGCAAAUAAACAUUGCUGAAGUCGAGAAUGGCAGCAGAGAUGACAUGGGUUCAGUUGCGGAAGGUGAAAUGAGCAAAGACGUUGAUGUGCAUUCUGCUGAAACGAAUAUUGUUGCCGAAUCUGAGGACACGAAACAUGAAGAUACUCGUGUGGAUGUCAGGGCAGAAGAUGCUACGAAAGAAGAUGACACCAACGAAACCAGCGCAGCUGUGAAUGAGCAGCAUGUUUCAUCCGAGCCGAAAGAGGGGAGGAAUACUGACAGCAGAAACGGGACCAACGAAGCUUGCGCAGACGGCGAGGACAACGCUCGCGAUAACUUGGCAGCAGUUCCUCCUUGUGAAGAUGAUGCGCCCCGCAGCGCCGCCACUGAGAAGCUACAUCUUGGUAGCGGCACCUCCAGUGCAGGGGAUGAAACUGUUGUUGCCGAGGGCAGCAGCAGUAGCAAACCUUCAGACGCUACUAAAAGAGCUCUUCCCGACAAGUGCUCACAGGAUGAUGCAGCAGCAGCAGAAGAGUGCGGCGAAGCAAAGCUGCAAGAGCAUUACUACAAACGCCGCAAGGUUUCGGCGCCGGAAGAGUAGAUUAGCGACGCACCGGAAGCUCCUCCUCCAUCAAUCCUCCGUGUUUAUAGAUUAGGAAUUUGGAAUGGCUGACUAGUUUUAUCUUGUGGUCUUUUGCAAUAUGGUGAUGAUUUUAACCUCCCGUGUCACAGCUUCUGUAUGUUAUUCUUGUGAGGGAUAUCUGGGUAGUACUCCGUAUCAAUCUUGGCUACAUCCCGAAAUUUAACUUUGACCAGCAAUUUAUGUACAUUGAUUUCUGUACACCGCACAGGAGUUCCUUUUUUUGCACUUGGAAA
Brachypodium distachyon (stiff brome) is the source of this 3738-nucleotide messenger RNA. Its product is annotated as probable ubiquitin-like-specific protease 2A. The transcript has 16 exons. Lineage: Eukaryota; Viridiplantae; Streptophyta; Magnoliopsida; Poales; Poaceae. The record is from RefSeq and is a predicted model, not a curated record. Bases 650 to 3463 code for a protein of 937 amino acids. Gene Ontology annotation, biological process: proteolysis. Gene Ontology annotation, molecular function: cysteine-type peptidase activity.